Messenger RNA from Drosophila virilis, 1082 nucleotides. It is a transcript of the gene Sgf11, whose product is annotated as SAGA associated factor 11kDa. Gene Ontology annotation, molecular function: transcription coactivator activity. The record is from RefSeq and is a predicted model, not a curated record. Gene Ontology annotation, biological process: positive regulation of DNA-templated transcription; regulation of transcription by RNA polymerase II. Lineage: Eukaryota; Metazoa; Arthropoda; Insecta; Diptera; Drosophilidae. Gene Ontology annotation, cellular component: SAGA complex; DUBm complex.
AAAUUUUUUUUAAGCAUGGUAACUCUGAACGAAUUGUAAACCGGCUGCAAUUUGAGGAAAAUUAGAAAGCAAGAAAAGCAUUUUAAGUGUUAUAUGGCUAAUUCAAAUGCAAACCAAUUGCAUCUAAUGAGUUCAUCGACCGGAACUGCAUCUCAAAUGUCCACAAUGGCACAGGGGCACACUACAGCGUCAGCCAUUUUACACAAUUUUCGAGAGUUAAUCAAGGAACCAAAAGGAUUGGACGAUGCUGCAAACUACUUGUUCCAGGGGCUACUCGAUGAUGUGGUAGCCGGUAUUUUUAUAGAAAUUCACCAUUUGCGUAAGACCGGCAAUCUGACAGCACUUGAUGGUGUCGGCGAAGAAAAUGCUGAGUCUGCGUACCGAAUUUGUGAGAUGCCAAAUUUGGACAUUUUUGGCAUAUCAACAGCCAAGAAGCCGAUGGACUGCACCUGCCCAAAUUGUGACAGACUAGUGGCGGCGACCAGAUUUGCACCACACUUGGAGAAAUGCAUGGGCAUGGGUCGCAUCUCAUCUCGCAUUGCCAGUCGACGAUUGGCAACCAAGGAGGGCUCCAGCGCUAGCUCCACCUCUACUUCAACAUAUUUACAGUCGGGCAAUACAGGCGGUACCGAUGACGAAGAUGAUGUAGACUGGUCAUCAGAUAAGCGCAAAAAGAAGUCAACACAGAACUCACGCAACAACGGAUCCAAAAAGAACAAUGGAAAAACAUUUUAACGUGAUAUCGUUGAAUUCUAUUAAGCCUUUCUUUAUUUCCUAAUAUAUGAAAUGCACCGUAUAAGUAAACUUCUCAAUUAUUCUUCAUUUACAUGAGUUGUGUAAACAUGAACAUAGUCAAUAACCAGAUUGGGCUGUAUCCAGGAUUCCCUAACCGCUUGUUCAGUAAAAAGUUCCGUAGCCUUUACUGCUCCAUUCAUGAAUUUCACCUGCUCUGGCAUCAAGUAAUCAUGUGGGAAGUUGAGACCUCCACCUGCAGUCAGGCCCAACACUAAAAAACACUAAAGAGAAGUUAUGAAUAAAUGGAAAUUGUUUGUUAUUAAAAGAAGAACAACGAUACAUUCGAA